AUGUCUACAGUUGUCCUCAUUCCUGGCGCCUGGCACACGCCCAAUCACUACUCCGAAUUCACAAACGCGCUGCGCGCCCUCGGCCACGAAGUCCACGUCCCCCACCUCCCCUCAUGGAACGGCGCGCGCCCAAAAAACGCCAACCUCAAAACUAACUUCGACUUCAUCCGCACCUACGUCGAGAGCCUCGCCUCCGCGGGCCGCGUAAUCACAGUGCUAAUGCACUCGUACGGCGGGCAAGUAGGCACAAACGCCCUCUCUGGUCUAGGCGCCGAGACCCGCGCUGCACAGGGGCUUGCGAGCGGCGUCGUGGGGCUCAUGUAUAUCGUGGCAGCGGCACUUACAGAGGGGAGAUCCAUGAGAGAUUUCGUCGCAGAGCACGGACACGGGCCUCUGCUGGAUCUUGCGCUCGACUUCGCAGAGGACCGGACGUGCGUGAGUCGGGAUCCCAGGACGAUGGUUGUUGGCGGUGGCCGGUCAGACAGCGACACCGAGGAGUACAUUGCCGGGUUGCAGCGGUGGAAUGGGAAGGGGUUUGAUGGCAAACUGAAGGCAUAUGCGUGGCGGGAUAUCAGGAAUGUCGGGUAUGUGUAUGCGACGUUGGAUAUGACGAUCCCCGUGGAUUAUCAGAAAGUCUAUGUGCAAAUACUGCGGGAUGGCGGCUGUGCGGUCCGGACGUAG
Molecule: messenger RNA, 681 nt
Organism: Aspergillus calidoustus
Lineage: Eukaryota; Fungi; Ascomycota; Eurotiomycetes; Eurotiales; Aspergillaceae
Source: the annotation of a GenBank genome assembly